This is a messenger RNA of Euleptes europaea (tarantolino), 1358 nucleotides long. It is a transcript of the gene SPOP, whose product is annotated as speckle type BTB/POZ protein. The coding region runs from base 179 to 1303 and encodes 374 amino acids. Gene Ontology annotation, molecular function: ubiquitin protein ligase binding. NCBI's taxonomy places the organism in Eukaryota, Metazoa, Chordata, Lepidosauria, Squamata, Sphaerodactylidae. The transcript has 10 exons. Gene Ontology annotation, cellular component: cytoplasm; nucleus. The record is from RefSeq and is a predicted model, not a curated record. Gene Ontology annotation, biological process: proteasome-mediated ubiquitin-dependent protein catabolic process; regulation of proteolysis.
GAGCGAAGGGUGCGUCGUUACGACGUCACGGGAGAGUCCCGGAUGUGUCAGGUCAGGGCGCUAUGAGGAGACCACAAGGGGAUGGCCGCGGCCACUGCGUAUCACUAUCAGGGUGAAGACUGUGCAUACCGAUUUCUUUAACUAACCUGUGAAAUCCUGUUUGACCUCCAAACUGGCGAUGUCAAGGGUACCGAGUCCACCUCCCCCGGCAGAAAUGUCAAGUGGACCUGUUGCGGAGAGCUGGUGUUACACUCAAAUUAAAGUGGUCAAAUUCUCCUACAUGUGGACCAUCAACAACUUCAGUUUUUGCCGGGAGGAAAUGGGCGAGGUCAUCAAAAGUUCAACCUUUUCAUCGGGAGCGAAUGAUAAAUUGAAAUGGUGUUUGCGUGUGAACCCAAAGGGCUUGGACGAAGAAAGUAAAGAUUACCUUUCGCUCUACCUGCUGUUGGUCAGCUGUCCAAAGAGUGAAGUCCGAGCCAAAUUCAAGUUCUCCAUCUUGAAUGCGAAAGGGGAGGAAACGAAAGCAAUGGAGAGCCAGAGAGCCUAUCGGUUUGUGCAAGGCAAAGACUGGGGAUUCAAGAAGUUUAUUAGAAGAGAUUUUCUCUUGGAUGAGGCCAACGGACUCCUUCCAGAUGACAAGCUCACUCUCUUCUGUGAGGUGAGUGUAGUACAGGACUCUGUCAAUAUCUCCGGCCAGAACUCCAUGAACAUGGUGAAGGUACCUGAAUGCCGCUUGGCCGAUGAGUUGGGAGGCCUCUGGGAAAACUCUCGCUUCACAGACUGCUGCCUGUGCGUGGCGGGCCAGGAGUUCCAGGCGCACAAAGCCAUAUUAGCAGCACGUUCGCCAGUUUUCAGUGCUAUGUUUGAACACGAGAUGGAGGAAAGUAAAAAGAAUCGAGUCGAAAUCAAUGAUGUGGAGCCGGAAGUUUUUAAAGAAAUGAUGUGCUUCAUUUAUACGGGGAAGGCACCCAACCUUGACAAAAUGGCGGACGAUUUACUUGCAGCUGCUGACAAGUAUGCGCUGGAGCGUUUGAAGGUGAUGUGCGAGGAUGCUCUGUGUAGCAACCUGUCUGUGGAAAAUGCGGCUGAGAUCCUUAUCCUGGCUGAUCUACACAGUGCUGACCAGCUAAAAACUCAGGCAGUCGACUUCAUCAACUACCACGCUUCAGAUGUCAUGGAGACGUCGGGCUGGAAGUCCAUGGUCGUGUCUCACCCUCACCUGGUGGCGGAGGCGUAUCGUUCGCUGGCCUCUGCGCAGUGUCCCUUUCUGGGACCACCACGCAAGCGGCUGAAGCAGUCCUAAGGCUCGGACCUCCCAUCGCACAACCCCGCGCGUGUGUGUUUGUGGUUUAUUUUUU